AUGCACCCACAGGCAGACAAUGACUCAAUGACAGACAUGCACCCACAGGCAGACAAUGACGCAACGACAGACAUGCACCCACAGGCAGACAAUGACUCAAUGACAGACAUGCACCCACAGGCAGACAAUGACGCAACGACAGACAUGCACCCACAGGCAGACAAUGACGCAACGACAGACAUGCACCCACAGGCAGACAAUGACGCAACGACAGACAUGCACCCACAGGCAGACAAUGACACAACGCCAAACAUCCACCCACAGGCAGACAAUAACACAACGAGAGACAUGCACCCACAGGCAGACAAUGACACAACGACAGACAUGCACCCACAGGCAGACAAUGACACAACGACAGAGAUGCACCCACAGGCAGACAAUGACACAACGACAGACAUGCACCCACAGGCAGACAGUGACACAACGACAGACAUGCACCCACAGGCAGACAAUGACACAACGAGAGACAUGCACCCACAGGCAGACAAUGACACAGUGACAGACAUGCACCCACAGGCAGACAGUGACGCAACGACAGACAUGCACCCACAGGCAGACAAUGACACAACGACAGACAUGCACCCAUAG
Messenger RNA from Haliotis rufescens (red abalone), 588 nucleotides. RefSeq names its product clumping factor B-like. Lineage: Eukaryota; Metazoa; Mollusca; Gastropoda; Lepetellida; Haliotidae. The record is from RefSeq and is a predicted model, not a curated record. The coding region runs from base 1 to 588 and encodes 195 amino acids. The transcript has a single exon.